AUUUAAGAAUCGUCUUGGAAGUUCCGUAUUUUACUGCCCGUGUCCCAUCUGUCUCUGUCUCUGUCUGUCGGGACAGUUUAUACCGAGGAUAUAAACGUUUCAACCUGCCUCGGUGCUUCGGGUUAAAUAACGUAACGUUAUAAUCUCAUUUUUCGUGGUUUGUGUGUACAUCUGACGGACACACACACACACACACACACACACACCCUCUGAGUUUGAACUGGGAGAAUCGAGCUGCUGAAAAAUGGCUUAUCCGGGAUACGGCGCGGGCCCCGGGGGAGUCCCAGGAGCGCAGGAUCCUCUGUAUGGAUAUUUUUCAGCUGUGGCAGGACAGGAUGGACAGAUCUCAGCAGACGAGCUGCAGCGCUGCCUCACACAGUCCGGCAUCUCUGGCUCAUACCAGCCCUUCAGCCUGGACACCUGCAAACUGAUGAUCAACAUGCUGGAUAGGGACAUGUCCUGCUCUAUGGGCUUCAAUGAGUUCAAGGAGCUGUGGCAGGCUCUGAAUGCAUGGAAGAAUACCUUUGCGUCCUUCGACCGGGACCGCAGUGGAACGGUGGAGGGCCAUGAGCUGCAGCAGGCCAUUGCCACCAUGGGUUACAAUCUGAGCCCUCAGGCCAUGAACUGCAUCAUGAAGCGCUACAGCGUAAACGGCAGGAUCCCCUUCGAUGAGUUCGUGAGCUGCUGCGUGAGACUCCGCGCCCUGACUGACCAGUUCCGAAGGAGAGACACGAGCCACGCUGGCAACGCCUCAUUUCACUAUGAUGAUUUCAUCCAGGUCACUAUGAGCAUAUGAGGAGGACAAGACUGAACAGAAGGGACAUACAUGACUUUUUAAAGUAUCCUCAUAUUAGCAUGUGAUUUCUAUAUGUAUUUUUACACUCCAUGUUUUUUUCUGUUUAACAGGAUUAUAAUGUCACUGUCACAUUCCAUUUUACUAUGAACCAUAAACAAGUGAUGCAUAUUGUAACUAAUAGGAAUAUAGCAACCUCAGGCUGUACCUACAGCAGUAACCACUAGAGGGCCUGUGUACUUUUAUUAUCACUCUUAACAUUUAUAGCCUUUUACCUCAAGAGUAACCAUGUUAGCCCAACAUAUGUGUGUGUGAACAUGUAUGAAAUGAAUAAACAUGGCCACCUCACACAGUGA
Messenger RNA from Toxotes jaculatrix (banded archerfish), 1149 nucleotides. RefSeq names its product sorcin (gene sri). Gene Ontology annotation, molecular function: calcium ion binding. Bases 245 to 796 code for a protein of 183 amino acids. The record is from RefSeq and is a predicted model, not a curated record. Lineage: Eukaryota; Metazoa; Chordata; Actinopteri; Toxotidae. The transcript is spliced from 8 exons.